AACAAAAAAAAAUCAAAUUAUAUCAGAAGGAAAAAAAAGAAAAGAAAAGAGAGAAGUAAGUCAUCAGAUCCCUAAAAAUCGAACCCGGACGCAUAACCGACUAUGGCCUUUCACGUAGCUUGUCCAAUUACAUGCCGUAAAAUUUGCGACUGCUUGUUGGGGUUUCCUCGGAGUCUCCAUGGAAAGGAAGCCAAGGAUUUGUUCCUCAACGAGAUUCAUUCUCUUCAGCACUUGUUGCCUGACCCGUGGGAUUCUCGAGUCUCAAAGGAAGGCACCGUUCAGAUCCACGUCCCUAAGCUCCCUCCCUCCGAUACUGGUGUGGAUGAUUCGGUAAAGGAGGUUGCUGCAUCUUCGGUUUCGAGGCUAGGCAGACACACGGUGGUGCUGAAGAAGGCUGUUGAGAAUCAUGCUGCACGUUCUGCUUCUGACGACUUUGAGAUGGCGGUCAAUGAGCUCAAUGAAGUAGAUCAUGACACUGACAGUGCAAGUGUUACGUGUCCCAUGUGCUUUAUGGUUGAAGUUGGGAAGAGUGAGAGAGCAAAGAUGAUUUCUUGCAAGUGUUGUCGCAAGAAGUAUCAUAGAAACUGCUUGAAGUCUUGGGCUCAACAUAGAGAUUUGUUUAACUGGAGCUCUUGGGCUUGCCCCUCUUGCCGAACCUGUGAGGCCUGUGGAACAUCAGGGGAUCCAAAGAAGUUGAUGUUCUGCAAACGAUGUGAUGAUGCCUAUCAUUGUGAUUGCCAACAGCCUCGACACAAGACUGUUAGUUCUGGACCCUAUCUAUGUCCUAAACACACCAAAUGUUACAGCUGUGGGUCUAAAGUCCCUGGGAAUGGCCAGAGCUUACGGUGGUUUUUGGGGCAUACUUGUUGUGAUGCUUGUGGAAGGCUGUUUGGCAAGGGAAAUUAUUGUCCUGUAUGUUUGAAGGUUUACAGGGACUCGGAAGCAACACCAAUGGUGUGUUGUGACUAUUGCCAGCGCUGGGUCCAUUGCUUGUGUGAUGGAAUCAGCGAUGAGAAAUAUAUGCAGUUUCAAGUGGAUGGGAAUCUUCAGUACAAAUGUUCUACUUGUCGCGGAGAAAGCUACCAGGUCAAGGAUCUUGAGGAUGCUGUACAGGAAAUUUGGAAACGUAAAGAUAUCGAGGAUAAAGAGCUAAUUGCUAGCCUAAGAGCUAGUGCACGAGUCGUAGGGAAAACUGGUGGCGCCCCUGUUAUCGAUCAGCCUGGUUCUGCCGAAAGAAAAGUUGCUGAAAAGGCUAUGGUCAGUGGAGAAGAAGAGAAGCCACUGAGAGUUCUCAGAAUAAAAAGUAGCAGGCCUCAAGAUUCAGAUAGUGAGAAACUCGGAAAACACUCUAAAGAGCAGAGCCCUGUGAAGGCGAAAAAAUUGGUGAUAAGUAUAGGCCCUAGAAAAGCAGGAGUUACAAACCCGAUGAGUUGCGACACAUCAAAGCUUGCCUCCAAAUCGAACGGAAAGCAUGGGAAAUUACAAUCAGAAGAAACCGCUUCCCAAGAAGAGCAGGAAAGGAGCAUAUUGAGAAAGAGUAGUGAAGAAAAGAGAGGGUCUCAAAGUGAGGUAGGCACUUCAAAGGGGGAAGGCGGAGGAGAUUCAAAUGGUGGCCAACAAGAGUUGCAGAAAGAUUCAAGAAGAUUGCUGAAACUGAAAAUAAAAACUCAUAAUCCGGAGAGCCAAGAACGUGAAGCCCCUAGAAUCGUGUAUGAAAGAAGCAAGUCUGGGAAAGGACAUAGGUCCAAAAGAAAGAGAGCAUCACCUCCAGCUGAAAAAUCAGCGUUCAAUGAAGAUGAAGAUGUGUCACUGUCUCGUGAUGACAGUUUGUUAGACGAAAUGCUUGAUGCUAGUUGGAUUCUGAAGAAGUUGGGGAAGGAUGCAAAAGGCAAAAAGGUUCAAAUACACGAGGCCGCAGAUAAUACAUGGGAGAAAGGGGUGGUAAGUGAAGUAGGAGGAGGAGGGACGUCGAAGUUGAUGGUGACGCUUGAGAAUGGAAAAGUGAAGACGGUGGAGCUUGGAAAGCAAGGGGUUAGAUUUGUUGCUCAGAAGCAGAAGAGGACGAGAACGUGAGAGGCUUUGAGCAUCGUCCAACAUUUGGAACAAGAUGAGCAAAAGACCUUGCAGGAGGAGUUGGUAGGUGAAGCAGUACUAGCUUCUUUAUCAUCGAUUCCUUUAGAUGUUGUAUGUAUCAUAUAGACAUUGUGAAACAAAUUUAGCUUUUGAAAAAUUCGAAGAAAGGAUUAACAGCUGAAUGAAAUAAA
This is a messenger RNA of Brassica rapa (field mustard), 2264 nucleotides long. RefSeq names its product histone-lysine N-methyltransferase 2C. The record is from RefSeq and is a predicted model, not a curated record. NCBI's taxonomy places the organism in Eukaryota, Viridiplantae, Streptophyta, Magnoliopsida, Brassicales, Brassicaceae.